Saprolegnia diclina VS20 is the source of this 1659-nucleotide messenger RNA. RefSeq lists its product as hypothetical. Gene Ontology annotation, biological process: transmembrane transport. Bases 1 to 1659 code for a protein of 552 amino acids. Gene Ontology annotation, molecular function: transmembrane transporter activity. NCBI's taxonomy places the organism in Eukaryota, Oomycota, Saprolegniomycetes, Saprolegniales, Saprolegniaceae. Gene Ontology annotation, cellular component: membrane. The transcript is spliced from 3 exons. The record is from RefSeq and is a predicted model, not a curated record.
AUGGCGCUGUCCACACCUCGGUACGAUGCUUCGUCGGUCGACAUUUGGGCGCUCGGUAUCACAAUCGUUGUCGGCGGCCAGUACUUCUCAUGGAACACGGGGCUUGUCGCUGGCUUUUACAGCUACCUCGGCGCGACAGGGCUCAUGGGGUUUGCGUACUGCUGCAUGACACUUUGCCUCGCCGAGAUCUCGAGCGCGCUGCCGUUUGCCGGCGGCGCUUAUGGCAUUGCGCGCUGCUCGCUCGGGUUCUAUCUGGGCUUCAUGAUGGGGUGCUGCGAAACCCUCGAGUACAUUGCGUAUGUCGCGUCGUCGGUGCUGAUGCUCGGGAAGAUGGUCACGACCAUGCUGCCAGAUAUGGAGCCGCUGCAGCCAGCCAUUUGGCUGCUCGUUUACGCCACCGCGCUUGGCGUCCACCUCGUCGGCGGCAUCAUCUUUUGGCGCGUGAACCGGAUUCUUGCGUUUGUCUCGCUGGUGAUCAUUGCCGUGUACGUACUCGGCUGCUUUAGCCUCAACACGACCGAUCUGACUGCCUUCAGCAGCGAGCGCCACGCGUUCGACGCUCACCAAUUCCUCCGUGUGCUUCCGACAACCGCGUGGUUCUUUGUCGGCAUCGAGUCGCUCAACUUGGCGAGCGACGACGCGACGUUGCCCCGGCGCGUCGUUCCGCGCGGCCAGCUCGCGUGCAUGGCGACACUGCUAUUCUCGGGCAUUCUUGUGCUUGUCGCUUCGUCGUUUGUAGCGCCCGGCGACGUAGCCCUUCAAGACGACACCGUUCCGUUCAACAAUGGCUUCAUGAAGAUGUUUUCCAUUUCCGCAUCAACGGCCACGCUCUUGUCGCUACCGGCCACGUUUGCGACCAUCUUUGGCUUCAUCUACUCGUACAGCAAACUCACGAUCGCGAUCGCCGGGUCCCAGCUCCUCCCGCCCAUCUUUCUACAAACGUGGUUUCCACACCGCGUGCACGGCCCCGCGCUCGUCCUCACGUCCAGCGUCGGCUACGGAGUGUGUUUGGUCACGUACUUUGUGCCGUCGAUCGGCGACUCGCUCUUCUCCGUGUGCAUCUGCAGUGCGUUCUGCGCCUACAUUGCGCAGUGCAUUGGGUUCAUCUACCUCCGGCUCUCGUUUCCGCACAUUGAGCGCCAGUACACGAGUCCCCUCGGUCUCUACGGCGCCGUCUUGCCGCUUCUCGUGUGGCUCUUGAACCUCGUGUCGAUCGCCGGGUUUCAGAACGACGGGCAGCGCGCGUUCUUGGCGUUUCUAGGCAUGUGGGCCGUCUUUUCCGUCUACUACUUUGCCUACGCCAAGGCGCGGCAGACGUUUUCGGACGACGAGCGCAAGAUCCUGUUUGUGGCCCACAUUGCCAUUUUCAACAAGGCGCGAGCGAGCAACAAGAACCAGCGCAAGAAGACAAGCGACCGGCCCUCGAUUGCCAGCAAGCGCACGUCCAGGGCUGGGACAACGACGACCACGAAAUCGACCAAGACAACGACCGAAAUGGUGUCGUCCAAAUCCGGUGACGUGAUCCCGAUCACGCCCGAGCUGCGACGCAAGUCGUCGGCGAUCCCGCCGUCCACCCGGCGUAAAAGCAGCGCCGUCACCGUCAUGAUCGUACCUGUCGGUGGCGCCAAGGGCCCCGCGCGCGAGAUUGACGGCCGGUGA